Molecule: messenger RNA, 1767 nt
Organism: Myotis lucifugus (little brown bat)
Lineage: Eukaryota; Metazoa; Chordata; Mammalia; Chiroptera; Vespertilionidae
Gene: GPR143
Product: G protein-coupled receptor 143
Exons: 9
Biological process (GO): regulation of calcium-mediated signaling; G protein-coupled receptor signaling pathway; melanosome organization
Cellular component (GO): melanosome membrane; plasma membrane
Molecular function (GO): dopamine binding; L-DOPA binding; L-DOPA receptor activity
Source: RefSeq, a predicted model, not a curated record
GCCGCCACGCAGCUCGUGCUGGGUUUCCAGCCGCGGGCCUUCAACGCUCUGUGCCUGGGCAGCGGCGCGCUCCGCCUGGCGCUCGGCCUCCUGCAGCUGCUGCCCGGGCGCCGGGCGGCCCCCGCGGGGUCCCCGCCGGCCCCGGCUCGCGCCCUCGCGUCCACCCGAAUCCUGCGCGCCGCUGUCGCCUGCGACGUGCUCGGCUGCCUGGGUGUCAUGGUCCGGGCGGCGGUGUGGCUAGGAUUCCCUGAUUUUGUUCAGACCAUGAAUGUGGGGAACGGGACGGACAUCUGGCCUGCCGCCUUCUGUGUGGGGAGUGCGGUGUGGAUCCAGCUGCUCUACAGCACCUGCUUCUGGUGGCUGUUCUGCUACGCGGUGGACGCCUACCUGGUGAUCCGGAGGUCGUCGGGACUGAGCAUCAUCCUGCUCUACCACCUCAUGGCCUGGGGCCUGGCCGUGCUGCUCGGCGCCGAGGGGCUGCUCAUGCUCUACCACCCGUCCCUGUCCAGGGAGCAAGCCGCCGUGGCCAUGGCUGCACCGUCCCUUGGCCAGCGUCCCCUCCAGGCAGCACCUGCCGGCUUCCCGCCCACCUGGGCUCCCCUGGCCGCCCCGCUGUGGCCUGGAGACUCCGGAGCAGCUGGGAAACUGGAGGGAGUGGCCUCGUUACUAAAAGGGAGACAAGGCGUCUACACGGAGAAGGAGAGGCGGAUGGGAGCCAUGAUCAAGACCCGAUUCUUCAAAAUCAUGCUGGUUGUCGUUGUCUGUUGGUUGUCGAACAUCAUCAAUGAAAGCCUUCUCUUCUAUCUGGAGAUGCAACCGGACAUCAACGGAGGCGCUUUGAAAUAUGUCAGAAAUGCAGCCAAGACCACGUGGUUUAUUAUGGGCAUACUGAAUCCCGCCCAAGGGUUCCUCUUGUCGCUGGCCUUCUACGGCUGGACCGGAUGCCGCCUGGACUUGCAGUCUCCCAGGAAGGAGAUCCAGUGGGAGCCCAUGACCAGCUCUGCCGCCGAGCGGGCCUGCCCCGCCCACCAGGGCCCCUGUGCGCCUGGUGACAGCCCCGCUUCCAGGAAGGUGGCACGUGUGGGCGGGCACACGUCGGACGAGGCCCUGAGCAUGCUGUCUGGAGGGUCUGAUGCCAGCACAAUCGAAAUCCAUAUUGCAAGCGGGUCCCGCCAGGCGAACGAGGUUGAAGGUGUUCCCAAAAUCCAGGGAGACCUGUGAGAGAGAAGGGGCCCGCCCCCCAUCCUCCGACUCCACAGCCCUUGUUCCUCAGAAGUGUUCUCACCUUCCCAGCGCCUCUGUCGAGGUGUCCCUCCCCCCAGGCUCACUCUCAUCACCAUGUCAGAGCAUCUUCCCGAGGGUCCUCUUUGUGAAAAGAGAAGCGACUGACGUGCGUGCCCUUAGGAAUGGAAGAGUGCCUUCUAGGCCAGUGAUUUCCGACCUCUGUGCCACAGGAAUAUGUACAACACGCAAUACCUGACUGUUUAGUCAGGGGCGCCGCCUCUUUCCCUUCGUUUGUCAAAUUAAAAAAAUGACAACAGCGAACACAAUAGCCGUCGGGUGUCAUUGAAUCAAAAGUUUGGCUAUUUUCUUUGUCAGAUGGGCAGAAUAUAUAUUUUUGGGGGUUGCCACCGAAUUUUAUGUGCCACAAGAUGAAAAGGUUAAAUAUCGCUGUUCCAGACCAAAUGCUCAGCAGCUUCUGUACACGCUGUAAUGUAAUGCCACGUCCAAGUCCCUGGGAAAGCUAAUAAAGUCAUUGAAACCAGG